Messenger RNA from Mya arenaria, 521 nucleotides. RefSeq lists its product as uncharacterized. Lineage: Eukaryota; Metazoa; Mollusca; Bivalvia; Myida; Myidae. Bases 1 to 450 code for a protein of 149 amino acids. The transcript has 3 exons. The record is from RefSeq and is a predicted model, not a curated record.
AUGACAGACCCUCUGCGAAAAAAUACGACAAUUGCAGCUGUUGCAGAGGAAGUCCAGGGGGUGAAGAACAGCGCUCUUGUUGCCCAGAAUGUGAGGCGAACAAUUGAUUGUUCAGAAUGUGACAAACCUAGGUGUGUGUAUUCCAAAAAGUCGCUCACUCUCAGAGAUAGUCGAUCAUUAGGGCGCCUGUUGGAGAAAUAUGAUUAUACACGUGGCUCGUUGAUAACACCUGAAGGCGAUGCACUUCAUGGUACAGUGUUUGUACGCCUGCAGCUAUCCUGCAUCAGUCCAAUAGAGUUCGCAUACUAUGCCUCUUCUAGUACAACAAAGAAAGACAUAUGCUGUCAUUGUGCUGCCGAUAAUUCUGAAAGAGAUGCAGACUUACUAACCAAAUUUCGUGUUGUUCUUCCAAUCUGUAAUGCCUGCAGAAAUGAUGGAAAAGAACGUUAAAAAGGAUGCCAAUCAAAUAGAGAGCUUAUAGUGACAAAAUAAUGUGCAAAUUGAAACAUUUAACAAAUGUU